Molecule: messenger RNA, 1649 nt
Organism: Hibiscus syriacus
Lineage: Eukaryota; Viridiplantae; Streptophyta; Magnoliopsida; Malvales; Malvaceae
Product: dihydrolipoyllysine-residue acetyltransferase component 5 of pyruvate dehydrogenase complex, chloroplastic-like
Exons: 6
Coding region: 84-1502 (472 amino acids)
Biological process (GO): pyruvate decarboxylation to acetyl-CoA
Cellular component (GO): chloroplast envelope; chloroplast thylakoid; pyruvate dehydrogenase complex
Molecular function (GO): dihydrolipoyllysine-residue acetyltransferase activity
Source: RefSeq, a predicted model, not a curated record
UGUUUUAAAUCUUUAAUCUCAGCUAAUACUAAUAACCAGAAACUCCAUUCAUAUCUCCCUCAUUUCCUUCCUCCUUUUCAGCAAUGGCUAACGCCCUACAAACUUCUUUCCUUCCAUCCACUUCCUCCCUUCGCCGGACCCCCAUUUUAGGAUCUAAAGGGAAGUCCCAAGCCCUUCAAGUUAAGGCCAAGAUACGAGAGAUUUUCAUGCCGGCACUCAGCUCCACAAUGACGGAAGGUAAGAUCGUGUCCUGGAUGAAGUCCGAAGGAGACAAGUUAUCGAAAGGGGACAGUGUUGUUGUCGUGGAAUCCGACAAGGCUGACAUGGACGUCGAGAGUUUCCACGAAGGAUUCCUCGCCGCCAUCAUGGUGGAGGAAGGCGGCGUCGCUCCCGUCGGUUCUGCCAUCGCCCUCCUCGCUGAGACCGAAGACGAGAUCGCUGAAGCCAAAGCCAAAUCACAGUCUUCUUCUAGUAGCGGUCAUAAGGCAGUAGAAGAACAGCCAAAGCAAAUUGAAGUGGCAGCUCCGGAUGUUCCUGCAGCCGCUCCUGUUGCUGCUCCUCCCGCGGUUUCGGCCUCGAAGUAUGUGGCUUUGGGGUCUGCUGUGCAUCCGGCUUCGGAAGGAGGGAAGAGGAUAGUGGCCUCGCCAUAUGCCAAGAAAUUGGCGAAGGAGUUGAAGGUGGAUUUGGGGACAGUAGUGGGGACUGGACCCAAUGGGAGGAUUGUGGCUAAGGACGUGGAGGCAGCGGCCUCAGUGGGUACAACGGAUGCGGCAGAAGGUACAGUUGCUGCCUCUCCGGCGAAGCCGGCUCCAGUGGCUCCUGGGAUUGAAUUGGGAAAAGUGGUUCCUUUUACUACAAUGCAGGGUGCUGUGAGUAGGAACAUGGUUGAGAGUUUGUCAGUGCCUACUUUCAGAGUUGGGUACACCAUCACAACAAAUGCACUUGAUGCCUUGUACAAAAAGAUCAAGUCCAAGGGCGUAACGAUGACAGCAUUGCUUGCGAAGGCAACCGCACUUGCAUUGGCUCAACAUCCUGUAGUUAAUUCCAGUUGUAGGGAUGGUAACAGCUUUACUUAUAACAGUAGCAUCAAUAUUGCUGUUGCUGUAGCUAUAGAUGGAGGGUUGAUUACACCAGUUCUACAAGAUGCUGAUAAGGUUGACAUUUAUACAUUGUCAAGAAAGUGGAAAGAGUUGGUUGAUAAGGCACGGGCCAAGCAGCUGCAACAUCAUGAAUAUAGUACAGGUACUUUCACCCUGUCUAACCUUGGGAUGUUUGGUGUGGAUCGGUUUGAUGCCAUUCUGCCACCUGGAACCGGAGCAAUUAUGGCAGUUGGUGCUUCUCAGCCUACUGUCGUAGCUUGCAAGGAUGGCCGUAUUGGCAUGGAGAACCAGAUGCAGGUAAAUGUUACGGCAGAUCAUCGAGUUAUCUACGGUGCUGAUCUGGCUGCAUUCUUGCAAACCCUGGCUAAGAUUGUUGAGGAUCCUAAAGAUCUUACCUUCUAGUCAGAUGUUCCUUCCGCACAGUGAUGUCGUUACCGCCAUAUUUGCUCCCGAGGUUCAUGCUCUUCAAAACACUCAUACUAUGUUGAAACACACUUGAGAUACAUAAUGUAGGUGUUCCAGUUGAGAAUUUACCCAUGCCAAUGGUUA